AUGGCCGACGAAAACGGCGCUGAGCCUAUCAAGCGCGAUGUCCGCAACCAUAUGCUCUUCGAGAUCGCCACCGAGGUGGCCAACCGUGUCGGUGGUAUCUACUCGGUGCUCAAGUCCAAAGCCCCCGUUACUACUGCAGAGUAUGGCGAGCGCUACACUCUGAUCGGUCCUUUGAACAAGGCCUCGGCCGCCGUCGAGGUCGAGGAGCUCACUCCGUCUAACCCGGCCAUGCGCGAGACCAUCAAGUCCAUGCAGGAGCGUGGAAUUGAGAUUCUCUACGGUCGCUGGUUGAUCGAGGGUGCUCCCCGCGUGCUACUCAUCAAUACUGGCACGGGUUAUCGUUGGCUCGAUGAGUGGAAGGGUGAUCUGUGGAAUACUUCCGGCAUCCCGUCCCCCUCUGCCGAUCAUGAGACCAAUGAAGCCAUUGUCUUUGGAUAUAUGGUCGCCUGGUUCUUGGGCGAGUACAUUGCCCACGAGCGCCGUCGCGCCGUGGUCGCCCAUUUCCAUGAAUGGCUGGCCGGUGUCGCUUUGCCCUUGACCAAGAAGCGACACAUGGAUCUGACCACCAUCUUCACCACCCACGCCACUCUAUUGGGUCGUUAUCUCUGCGCCGGCUCGGUGGAUUUCUACAAUAACCUCCAGUACUUUGACGUGGACGCCGAGGCCGGAAAGCGCGGUAUCUACCACCGGUACUGCAUCGAGCGCGCGGCCGCCCACAGCGCCGAUGUCUUCACCACUGUCUCGCACAUCACCGCCUUUGAGAGUGAGCAUCUGCUGAAGCGCAAGCCCGACGGUGUCCUGCCCAAUGGUCUCAAUGUCAAGAAGUUCUCCGCCAUGCACGAGUUCCAGAACCUGCACUCGCAGGCCAAGGAGAAGAUCAAUGACUUUGUUCGUGGUCAUUUCUAUGGUCACAAUGACUUUGACUUGGACAACACCCUCUAUCUCUUUACCGCUGGUCGGUAUGAGUUCCGUAAUAAGGGUGUCGACAUGUUCAUUGAGGGACUGGCCCGACUUAACCACCGUCUCAAGGCGAGCGGGUCGACUACCACCGUGGUGGCAUUUAUCAUCAUGCCCGCGCAGACUUCCUCUCUCACGGUAGAGUCCUUGAAGGGCCAGGCAGUCGUCAAAUCCCUGCGGGAUACGAUCGAGAACAUUGAGAAGGGCAUUGGAAAGCGCAUGUACGAGCGCUGUCUCGAGUGGAAGGAAGGUGAUAACAUGCCGGACGAAAAGGAUCUCAUCACCAGCCAAGACCGGGUCCUCCUGCGCCGCCGUCUCUUCGCUAUGAAGCGACACGGUCUUCCUCCCAUCGUCACCCACAACAUGGUCAACGACAAUGAGGACCCAAUCCUGAACCAAUUGCGUCGCGUUGAACUCUUCAACAACUCGUCCGAUCGCGUGAAAAUCGUCUUCCACCCCGAAUUCCUCAACUCGUCCAACCCCGUGCUCCCCCUGGACUAUGACGAUUUCGUCCGCGGCACUCACUUGGGAGUGUUCCCGUCCUACUAUGAGCCCUGGGGUUAUACCCCGGCCGAGUGCACGGUAAUGGGUGUGCCCAGUAUCACUACCAAUCUGUCCGGAUUUGGUUGCUACAUGGAGGAGCUGAUUGAGAAUUCGUCCGACUACGGCAUUUAUAUUAUGGAUCGUCGUGCUAAGGGUGUGGAUGAUUCGGUGAACCAGUUGACUGAUUUCAUGUAUAACUUUACUCUGAAGAGUCGCCGUCAGCGGAUUAACCAGCGUAACCGGACAGAGCGGUUGAGUGAUCUGUUGGACUGGAAGCGGAUGGGCUUGGAAUAUGUCAAGGCUCGUCAGCUUGCUCUGCGGAGAGCUUAUCCUUCUUCGUUCGAUGGCGCCGAGGACUACUUCGACAUCAUCGGUGGCACUGACCAGAAGGUCUCUCGCCCGUUGUCCGUUCCAGGUUCCCCGCGGGAUCGCUCUGGUAUGAUGACUCCGGGUGACUUUGCGUCGCUGCAGGAAGGUCGUGAGGGAUUGAGCACGGAAGAUUACAUUGCGUGGAAGCUUCCUGAGGAGGAAGAACCCGAUGACCACUUCUAUCCGCUCACGCUCCGAACUCGCAAGACCAACGAGCACCCCCAGUCCCCCUUGGACAGUAUCUCCAUUAAUGGAGGUCGUGCUCCCGAGGGCAGUCCGAAGCAAGCCUAA
Molecule: messenger RNA, 2160 nt
Organism: Penicillium cataractarum
Lineage: Eukaryota; Fungi; Ascomycota; Eurotiomycetes; Eurotiales; Aspergillaceae
Product: glycogen [starch] synthase
Exons: 4
Coding region: 1-2160 (719 amino acids)
Biological process (GO): glycogen biosynthetic process
Cellular component (GO): cytoplasm
Molecular function (GO): alpha-1,4-glucan glucosyltransferase (UDP-glucose donor) activity
Source: RefSeq, a predicted model, not a curated record